AUGAUUCGAUCACGAAUCUCUCAUAGCAAAGAUGAGCAAAUUAUUAUUGAAUUUGAUGAUACAACUCGUGCAUGGAAUGAUUGGAAACAUGGAAAUAUAAUUCAUAAAUCACCUGUUCAUGAACGAUAUAUUAUGUCGUUAUCAGAAUGUACGAAAAUGUAUAUGACACAUAAUAAUUCACUCGAAAAUUCUGAUCAAUCAAUAUCAACAGAAUCUAUUGAGAUACCAUCUCUUAUUAAAAUUAAACCUGAAAUACAAUUAAAUUGUUAUAUAUGUCAUAGCUAUCAAAAUCAACUGUAUGCAUGUCGUAUAUGUGGAAACGUCUAUCAUCAACAAUGUAUUAAAGAUAUUGGAAAUAUUAAAUCUUAUCAUCUAAUUAAAAAUGCUACUAAUUUAAUAGGAUGGAGUUGUCCUAUAUGUGAAGAUCUUCGAACACUUCUAUCAACAGAAGAAUUAGCUGAAACAAAUGAAUGGAUAAAAUCAUUUGGUACACAAACUAUUUUUAAUCUUGAUAAUUAUAUAAAUACUCGUACAAAAUUAACUUCAUCAAAUGAGUUGAAUAAUCAUAUGAAAAAUACAUUACAAAUAUUUCUUCAUACAAUUGCUGAUAUAACAUCAAAUCGAUUAUCUCAAAUAGAUUUAUUAAAUAUUGAUAUUAGUUUGAAAAUUCUUCGUAUACCAUCAAAAUUUCUUGUUAAUUCAUUAACAUCAUUUGAACUUUAUCGUCUCAGUCAACUUUUUCUUUCAUUAUCAUCAAUAGAUAAUCCAUCGAUUACACAGAAUAAAUUUCAUCAAAUUUUCAAUAAUUAUUUUUUAACAACAAUGCCUGAAUUAAAUUCCGAUGAAAAACAUUUACAUUUGAAUGCAUUAGCGUAUUGUAUAUUAGGUAAUACGAUGAAAUUUGAUCGAACAUGGAAUCAAUUUAUUCUCGACGUUACUAUUCCGACAUUACUUGGAAGAUAUAAUCAUCGAGCACCAUCCGAUUUUAUUAAUCGAAUUAUUUCAAUUAAAUAUUCAACUGCGGAUUUUAAAGAAUAUGAAAAUAGACAAUCAUUAUCUAUACUGAUGAAUAAUAUUCUACAAAAACUAACAUAA
Messenger RNA from Adineta steineri, 1095 nucleotides. Lineage: Eukaryota; Metazoa; Rotifera; Eurotatoria; Adinetida; Adinetidae. The record is from the annotation of a GenBank genome assembly.